Molecule: messenger RNA, 777 nt
Organism: Eublepharis macularius
Lineage: Eukaryota; Metazoa; Chordata; Lepidosauria; Squamata; Eublepharidae
Product: protein S100-A16-like
Exons: 3
Coding region: 101-460 (119 amino acids)
Cellular component (GO): perinuclear region of cytoplasm; nucleus
Molecular function (GO): calcium ion binding; transition metal ion binding
Source: RefSeq, a predicted model, not a curated record
AAAUCUGAUAGAACCCAUCCUCAAAUACUGUAAGAGCCGGAAAGGUGCAAACAGACACCGAAGACUUUGGUAGAAGGAACAGACAGCGAGCGCUGCAGUCAUGCACGGAGCAAAAGGAGGAGAGGUGAUGACCAGCGACCCCUCUGAGCUGGAAUGGGCUAUCCAGACACUGGUGAAGAAUUAUGACAAGUACUCCAGCAGAGGCGGCUGUUGCUGCUGUUGCAAGAAACAGCGUGGAAUCAGCAAGGGGGGGUUCCGGAAGAUGCUGACCCACGAGCUCAACCACAUGCUGACGGACACCAAGAACAAGCAAGCAGCCAACAAACUGAUUUGCGACCUCGAUGAGAACCACGACGGGCAGAUCAGUUUUGACGAGUACUGGAUCUUGAUCGGCGGCAUCGCCAGCCCAAUCUCGUGCCUGAUCCGACAGCAGGAAGAGAAUGUGAAGUUCACUAAGUAGAGAGCCAAUGGGAGCAAUGAUGCCACCUGCUCCGCCCCAACUCCCCACAAUUGCGUAUCUCCAGCUCCCCCUGCGGGCCGAGUUGUGCAUGACACAUAACACCUGCGUAGGUUAUUUGGUUUUCUCCACUUCUUGGUGUGACAUUGAAGGCUGAAGAGAAUUGGAACGUGGAUCUGUCUGUUUACAUUGCACAUUUCCCCAUCUGCUCCCGUUGGAUAUCUCCAUUCAGAGAUACUGCAUCCGGGGGUGGGUCUUGGUGGUUCAAUCUGUGUCAUAUUCUAACUGUGAAUACCAUUGCAAUAAAAUCUGGAGUCGGA